AAGGCUUGUAAGUGGGUGAAGCCGGAAGAGGAAACCCAGUGAAUUUCCCACCAGGCGAGAUGAGUGGUUUCGGGAAGCUGUUUGGGAAAGGUAAGAAGGCCAAGGCCCCCACUCCGCAGGAGGCCAUCCAGAAGCUGCACGAGACAGAAACCAUCCUGGUCAAGAAGCAGGAAUUCCUGGAAGAGAAGAUCCAGCAGGAACUUCAGUCGGCUAAGAAACAUGGCACAAAGAACAAAAGAGCUGCUUUGCAAGCUCUCAAGAGGAAGAAACGCUACGAGCAACAGCUGGCCCAAAUCGACGGGACCCUAUCCACCAUCGAAUUCCAACGCGAGGCCCUCGAAAAUGCCACCACCAACACCGAAGUGCUCAAGACCAUGUCGGACGCGGCUCGGGCCAUGAAAGAGGCUCACCAGCAUAUGGACAUCGACAAAGUGGACGACUUAAUGGCCGAAAUCACCGAACAGCAGGACAUCGCCCAACAGAUCUCGGAUGCCAUAUCUAAGCCGGUCGGCUUCGGGGAUGAUGUGGAUGAGGAUGAGCUGCUGGCCGAACUGGAAGAGAUGGAACAAGAAGAUCUGGACAAGGAACUUCUGAAUGUUGGGCAGGCCAGUCCGGAGCUCCCCAAUGUCCCCUCUUCUCGCCUCCCCAGUGUGCCAGCUUCCAAAGUGCCCUCGGCCUCCCUGGAUGAGGAAGACGAGGAAAUGAAACAGCUUGCCGCCUGGGUGUCGGGUAUUCAGCUGCUUUUCUCUGCAUGUUUAGACGGCUUGAUCUGCCCCGUGCUCCGAGUCCGGCUGGCUGGUUUUUUUUUGUCUGGAGAAAAUGUGAGAGACUUAGAUUUGGUGUUGGGCGUAAGGGUGCUCUUGCCGGCGUCCGGCGUCCGGGGUCCGCAGAUGGCCUCCAGGGCCUUCAAUUCGGAGGUGGGCUUCUCCGCCAAGAACUUCAACACCCAAGAGACUUUCAGGAUCUCCAAGAUGUUCAGACGUUUCGAAGCCGGGCGCAGGAUGCGACGGAUCAAGUCCUGGAAGGAGAUAGAUUUCCACGCUGAAGGCCCCCAGCUUCUUGAGGUUGGUGUCGUCGAAGGGCAGGUGGGCCACCACCAAGGUGUAGAGGAUGACGCCCAUACUCCAGGUGUCGGAGAGGAAGGGGUUGUAGGGCAGGCCCAGCAAGAUCUCCGGGCAGGCGUAGGCGAAGCUGCCGCACCAUACUGGUCCAUCACCGAGACGUACGGUGUGGAGGUCGAGUGUUCCACCAUGGUGGAAAGCUUCUCCGCUGGGGAGAUUUCCUUCCGGGAAUUGGGACGCCGCCUCCCGCUUCCCCCAACCCGGAACUGCGUCCUGGUGUGGGCAGCGAAGGCCCCCCACGACCCGCUGAGGGCGGAAGCGACCAACAGACGUGGCCGAGGCUUUCCCAGCGAUCGCCUGAAGGACCUCGACGGCUUGGAAAGCCGCGGCUCCGCAAUUAAGCCCUCCUUCGCUCUUCGGGACCGCGUGCGGUGCGAGGAAGCAGAGCGCGGCCGUCGUGGAGAGAAGACCUCUGCAAACCCAUCAGGAGGGCGAAAGAGACUGCGGGAAGCUCAGGCAGCGCUCGGGCAGCCCUUACAGAUCCUCUACCAGAGAUCUGGGAGUUUAGGGGGUUCUACACAGGAUCUUGGUUGUGCCGAGCAAGCUCUUACCCUUCUACCCUUUUUAUCCCGACUCCUCCUCCCCAGCAUGGCUCCCUAUCCUUUCCUUGCCCUCCUUGUCUCCUUCCUUCGUUUCUUAGCCGUGGCUCCUUCCGAGACGCACUAUCAGGAAGGAGAGAAAGUCAUGCUUUACGUCAACAAAGUGGGACCUUACCACAACCCCCAAGAGACCUACCAUUAUUACCAGUUGCCGGUUUGCUCGCCGACUCCCAUCCGCCACAAAAGCCUGACCUUGGGGGAAGUUUUGGACGGGGACCGCAUGGCCGAAUCCAUGUACGAGAUCCACUUCCGGCAAAACGUGGAGAAGAAGAUCCUCUGCCAGAAAAAGCUCUCCCUGGAUGAGGUAGAGCGCCUCCGCCAGGCCAUCGAGGAACUCUACUACUUCGAAUUUGUGGUGGACGACUUACCGCUCCGCGGCUUUGUGGGCUACAUGGAGGAGAGCGGCUUCCUGCCCCACACCCACAAGAUCGGGCUCUGGACCCACUUGGACUUCUACCUGGAGUGGAAUGGCGACCGCAUCAUCUACGCCAACGUCAGCGUCCGCAAUGUGAAGCCCACCAGUUUGGAUGACAUCCAAGGCGUGAUGCCCAUCGCUUACACCUACAGCGUCCAUUGGUCAGAGACCAGCGCGGAGCGCCAAGGGGAACGCCGGGGAAGUCACAGCGGGGACGACGGCUUCUUCCCUCACACCUUGGAGAUCCACUGGCUCUCCAUCAUCAAUUCCAUGGUGCUGGUGUUUCUGCUCGUGGGCUUCGUGGUCGUCAUCCUCAUGCGGGUUCUCAAGAACGACCUGGCCCGCUACAACCUGGACGAGGAGGCCUCUUCGUCCUCCUCAGGAGAUGACUUUGACCAAGGGGACAAUGGGUGGAAGAUCAUCCACACGGACGUCUUCAGGUUCCCACCCUACCGCAGCCUCCUCUGCGCUGUGUUGGGCGUGGGCAGCCAGUUCCUGGCCUUGGGCACCGGUAUCAUUGUGAUGGCCCUGCUAGGCAUGUUCAACGUCCACCGACACGGGGCCAUCAACUCUGCGGCCAUUCUCCUCUACGCCCUGACGUGCUGCAUCUCCGGUUAUGUGUCCAGCAACUUUUACCGCCAGAUCGGUGGCGAGCGAUGGGUCUGGAAUAUACUGCUGACCACCAGCCUUUUCUCCACUCCCUUCUUCCUGACCUGGAGCGUGGUGAAUUCCGUGCAUUGGGCAAAUGGCUCCACCCAGGCCCUGCCGGUCAGCACCAUCUUCCUGCUGCUGACGGUCUGGCUGCUGGUAGGCUUCCCGCUGACGGUCAUCGGUGGCAUCUUUGGCAAGAAUCGGGCCACGCCCUUCGAUGCCCCCUGUCGCACCAAGAACAUCGCCCGGGAAAUCCCUCCCCAGCCCUGGUACAAGUCCACAGUGGUGCAUAUGACCAUCGGAGGGUUUCUCCCCUUCAGUGCGAUUUCGGUGGAACUCUACUACAUCUUCGCCACCGUCUGGGGCCGGGAGCAAUAUACCCUGUACGGCAUCCUUUUCUUCGUCUUCGCCAUCCUGCUGAGUGUCGGGGCCUGCAUCUCCAUCGCCCUCACCUACUUCCAGCUCUCGGGCGAGGACUACCGCUGGUGGUGGCGCUCCAUCUUGAGUGCGGGCUCCACCGGCCUCUUCAUCUUCCUCUACUCCGUCUUCUACUACACCCGCCGCUCCAACAUGUCCGGCAUGGUGCAGACGGUAGAGUUUUUCGGCUACUCGCUGCUGACGGGCUUCGUUUUCUUCCUCAUGCUGGGCACCAUCUCCUUCUUCGCUUCUCUGAAGUUCAUCCGUUAUAUCUACGUCAAUCUGAAGAUGGACUGAGCAGCCCCGUUCCGUGGCUCCUCGUGGCUCGGGUGGAUGUGAUCGCGCCACAGUCCCCACACUUUUCCAGCUGGCAUUUCCACCGAGCUCCGGAAAAAAAACAACCCAAACACAUAGGCUAUUUAUGAUUCGUUCCUUUCUUGGCUGACAUUUGUGGGGGGGCGUCCCCGCUUUCUGUUGUGGCCCUCGGUCGGUGGCCGCCAAAACGGGACAGGCAGCAACAGCCUUACUUUCUCUCCUGCUGGUCAGGACAAGUCGCCAAUCGGCGAUCCUCCGAGAAGUCUAGCCAAUCAAAUAACCUUCCUCUACCAGAUUCCCCCCUUAACCUUUUUAAAGUGAAAACUGCCUUCUUGCAUUGAAUUGAAUCAUUGAUUUUUUUUUUCCUCUGGCAAUUGGUAGAAAUGGAAAUAUUUCGAGAUAUUUCAUUUUUCCCGGCUGACUAUAUGACCAGCUCAACGGAUAGAAGCCACAACUGGUUCACACGCACAUCCCUAGAUAUUUCUAUUAUUAUUUUCCCCUGCUGACUGUAUGAUCAGUUCAAUUGGAUAGAAACUACAGUUAGUUCAACACACCUAUUCCUAGAUAUUUAAUUAUUUUCCCCCUGUUGAUUAUCAGGUAGAAGCUAUAGCUGGUUCACACACAUAUCCCUAGAUAUUUUUAUUAAUAUUUUCCCUGCUGACUGAAUGAUCAAUUCGAUAGAAAUUACAGUUAGUUCAACACACCUAUUCCUAGAUAUUCAAUUAUUCUCCCCCUAUUGAUUUUCAGAAACUACCUUUUGUUCAAUACACAUUUCUAAAUAUUUUAUUAUUUUUUCCCCUGUUGACUGUAUCAUCAGUUCAACUGAUAGAAGCUACAGGUGAUUCGAUACACAUUUCUAGAUAUUUUACUAUUUUUUUUCCUGUUGAUUAUUCCACAGAUGGGAGCUACAACUGGUUCACACACUUAUUUCUAAGUUUUGGGUUUUUUUUCAUUUUUUCCCCAUUAUCUAAUGAGUUCAAUGGAUAAAAGCUACAUUUGGUUCAACACAUAUAUCCCUAGAUUUUAUAAUUUUUUUCCCUGCUGAUUAUCUGAUCAUUUGGUCCGGUAGACAUUUCUAAAUAUUUUCUAAAUUUAGAAUAUUUCUAAAUUAUUCCUUACCCUGCUGAUUGUAUCAUCAGUUCAACAGAUAGGCUGCAAUAGGUUCAACACACAUUUCUAGAUAUUUUAUUUAUGUUUUCCUUGUUGAUUUUAUAAUCAGUUCAAAAGGUGAAAACCUACGUUCAGUUCAACACACUUUCCUUCUAAUGCAUUCCCUCUCUUCCCAGGCCAUGCAGAAAACGUGAAAAUGUUUUUAUUUCAUUUUUCCCCUUUUUUUUUCAGAGUUCUUGUUCGGUUUCAGGUAGAGAUCCCAGCCAACCAUAAACAGGCAUUUUCAAACCUGACCUGGCAUAGAGAGGGAAGGAUCAAUAGGCUGAUCUCAAACAGGUCAAACUAGAUCCCAGUAGCCAAGCAAAGGGUUUGAAGUCCGGGAUUCAGGAGAAUUUGGGGCAGUUCUAAUCCUUAGGGGAGUUUUUCCAGGCUGGUAUCGUCCAGAAUAUUUCAAGUUUCAUACCAUUUAGGAUGGAUGGGAAUUGUAGUCUGAGAACAACAGAGAUUUCCUUCCACCAGGUACUGUUUUGGCAAACAGAAAUAAAAACAACUGUCUCACAUCACAGAAAGUUGGGAGCUUCCAUAAAAAUUGGAAACUGCAUCCAAAUUAUGAUUAUCUAAUGACUCCUACCAGUCUCAUCGGUGACCCUUAAUAAAUAAAUAAUAAAUAAAUAAAACCAUUUAUUCCAUGCAACUUUUGAAGGGUCAUCGAUGAGACCAGUAGAAGUAAUCGGAUAAUUAUCUUCAAGGGAUCUAUACAAAGGAUUUCAGGCAAUAUUUUUCAAAUUUGGCACCAGUAAGACGUGUGGGACUUCAACUCCCAGAAUUCCCCAGCCAGCUUGCUGCCUGGGGAAUUCUGGGAGUUGAAGUCCACACAUUUUACCGUUCCCAAGUUUGGAAAAAACUAGUGGAUUUCUGCCGUUGAAUGUGAUCACCUGGUAAAUUAAUUUGUCCUCAAUCCAGCAAAUCUUUCACUCUGUCCCACCAAACUGUUUUCCUUCUUCUACCUCCCCUCCUUUGUACAGUAGUCACCAGGUGUCACCCCUUCUCCCAGCACAGGUGAGAGAAAUCCUCCUGUCUCUUCCCCACCUAGUUGAAGAAAAUAUAUAUUAUAUUAAGGAAAAAGAAGUAUAUAUAAGGAAUUAUGUAUAUUAGCAAGGGUCGAAGUUGGAUUAUUUUUUAAUUUGACGUCUCGGUUUUGAGUUUCUUUUUACAGAUUCUUGAAGUUCAAUUUUAUUAAUAAAAAGGAAAUG
Molecule: messenger RNA, 5881 nt
Organism: Pseudonaja textilis
Lineage: Eukaryota; Metazoa; Chordata; Lepidosauria; Squamata; Elapidae
Source: RefSeq, a predicted model, not a curated record